Xiphias gladius (swordfish) is the source of this 2887-nucleotide messenger RNA. Its product is annotated as inter-alpha-trypsin inhibitor heavy chain H4-like. Bases 112 to 2823 code for a protein of 903 amino acids. The record is from RefSeq and is a predicted model, not a curated record. The transcript is spliced from 21 exons. NCBI's taxonomy places the organism in Eukaryota, Metazoa, Chordata, Actinopteri, Istiophoriformes, Xiphiidae.
CACCUAUGCAAAGAGAGAGAAGAGUUUGCCUAUGUACACAUUAAUGCUGUCCUAGUCUGUUUGAGUUUAAAAGACCGUUUCAGCUGCCUGGUUUGCACUCUGGGAGCCAUCAUGGAGAGAGCUGUGGUGCAAAUCACCCUCUUUGGGCUGCUGCUGGCUUUGGUUACCACAAUCCCAAACAAGGAUGACUGGGACAUCUACAGUUUUCACAUCAACUCCACAGUGAGCAGUCGAUAUGCCACCACUGUCAUUACAAGCCGCGUGGCCAAUCGUAUGAACGAACCAAAGGAAAUAGUAUUCCAAGUCCGGAUUCCCAAGAAUGCCUUCAUCAGUAAAUUCAGAAUGUUUAUAGAUGGGCAGGUGUACGAUGGUGUUGUGAAAGCUAAGGAGCAAGCUCAGCAGCAGUACACUGAGGCUGUGUCCCGUGGCCAAAGUGCUGGGCUUGUCAGUUCCGUAGGGAGGACCCUGGAGGAAUUUAAGACCUCCGUGACUGUGGCUGCUCACAGUAAGGUGACUUUUGAACUCACAUAUGAGGAGCUGCUGAAACGCAGGCUUGGCAAGUACAAGCUGCAAAUCCAUGUUCGCCCCAUGCAGCCUGUCAAAGACUUCAAGGUUGAUGUGUGGAUUCAUGAGAAAGCUGGCAUCAAUUUUAUUGAUGUUAAAGGAGGACUAAGCACCAAAGCCCUGGCUUAUGCCAUCACCAAAACACAUGUAGACAAACAGGCGUGGGUGUUUUUCUACCCCACAGAGGCCCAACAGAAAACGUGUGACAGCUGUGGAAAGCACGGUAUGAAUGGAGACCUGGUUAUUGUUUAUGACGUCAACAGAGACACCUCACUGGGAGACAUCAAGAGAUCAGAUGGGUACUUUGUCCAUCACUUUGCUCCAUCUAGUCUUCCCCGCAUACCAAAGAAUGUUGUCUUUGUUAUCGAUCAAAGUGGAUCCAUGUAUGGCAAAAAGAUACAACAGACAAGAAGAGCAUUAAUCCAUAUCUUGAGUGACCUGGCAGAAGAUGACUAUUUUGGUCUCAUAUCUUUUGAUAGCACCAUUUUUCACUGGAGACGAGAACUUGUUCAUUCAAGCAAGGAAAACCUGGAAAGUGCCAAACAAUUUGCAAAUGAUAUUGAGACUAGAGGAGCCACAGACAUUAACGAAGCAGUGUUGGAAGGAGCGCGUAUGCUAAACACACAUCCCAGAGAAGGUUCAGCGUCUAUCCUUAUACUUCUCACUGAUGGAGACCCCACCACAGGGGUGACAAAUCUCGAAACAAUACAGUCAAAUGUAAGAAGGGCCAUUUCGGAAAAAUUCCCGCUCUACUGUCUUGGAUUUGGUUUUGAUGUCAAUUUUGACUUCCUUAAGAGGAUGUCGCUGCAGAACAAUGGUGUAGCACGACGAAUUUAUGAGGACUCAGAUGCUGAUUUACAGCUGAAGGGUUUCUAUGAGGAGGUGGCCACUCCUCUGUUGAUAGAUGUGACAAUGAUCUAUAUGGGUGGGACCAAUCUAACCCAGACUAACUUCAGCCAGUAUUAUAAUGGCUCUGAGAUUGUGGUGGCCGGUCAGAUCACUGACAACAACAUGGAAACCUUCAUCCCACAAGUUGUGGCCAUUUCAGGGACUAGAAGGAUGAUGUUUUCUGAAACAAACGCCACUGUGGAGUCCACUGGAACAGUGUCUGACAGCCACAUCCAGAGGGUUUGGGCCUACCUCACAGUCAAACAGCUUUUGGAGCAAGAGCUGCAGUUACCUGAACUCGAGAAGGAGAAAGUGAAGAAAGAGGCCUUGGAGCUGUCACUGAAGUACAGCUUCGUGACCCCGCUCACAUCCAUGGUGGUCACCAAGCCUCCAGGGGAGAACACAGAUGUGCUCCAUAAACCCAAGGAAGGCGAAGCUCCACAGCUGAAAGGUUCCGCAGGGCCUGGUCAAACCAUGUUACAUAUGGCGUUUGUUCAAGGGACAAGUUUUAAUGCAAGACGUAGUCAUACUCCUGUGUUGGAUAGUGACCCUCCUGCAGUUCAAAGAAGAAGAAAAUUGAAAAGCCCUGGUCAUCACCGGCUAUUAUUAAAUAGUCCGCCAAUAUUUUUUCAUGAUACAGCUUCUGUUCCUGGAAUAUUCCACGACGCUCUUGAUCCGGAUUAUUCUGUGGACAAUUAUGAAAACAUCGAGGUUCCCACCCUACUGCCAGUCAAAGUAGCUACUGUUCCUCUUUUGCACAGGUUUUUGCUAAAAACUGAGAAUCAGUCUCUUCCACUAUGCUUCGAUGUCACUGGAAAUAUCCGCCUUAAACUACUUCACUCUCCCAGCAGGGAGCUGUCUGUGAACGGUGAGCUUGAUUCAUUAGCAAAUGGAGGCUUCAAAAAGAUCGUCAUCCACUUCAAGACUGACCAGUAUGUUGAGGUUGACACCGAUGCAAUCUUUGUACGAGAUGGCCAGAGCGUGACAAACCUCAGUGGAGACGAUCUCACCACAGCAGGAAGUGUGACAGUGAUUAAGCGGAACAAGGAAGUAGAUAUUGCAGUUGGAGACAUACGCAUUGUCAUCAUAACUCAUGAGAAGGAUGGUGAAGAAUUUCUGUGGCCGGUUUUAAGACAGCAGCCAUCUGGCGACAACACUGAAGGAAUUUUAGUUCUAAAGCCAGCAGUUUAUGAGGAGGUGCAGCAAACUCCCUCAACAAAACUUAAGAUCAAAGACCAGGAGAUUGACGCUGUCAGAUCCAGUGCUGUUGACUACAGUAAUGGCUCUGCCCUAACACUGGACUGCUGGCUCCUGUCUGCUGAGUCUGCCCUGCAGAGACACCUGGAUGAUUUCAUCGUUGCACAGCUUUAACUGGGAACUGUAUUGCAUCGCUUAAGGAUUUAAUUUGAAAUAAAAAUGAGGCAAAUGCUGAUUA